AUGAAGUUUGGUGGUGUCCACGUCUCUCUGCAUCUACAAAGUUCUAGUACAAAGGAAUGGUACCAGUGGAGAAGACUCUCAUUUAGAAGAGCUAACAAGUUGUUGGAUGUUUUCGCAGGUCGCUUAUCCCUCAGAUCGUUCAAUGUUGUCGUGAGAAGAGUUGGUGGUCGUGAGCUUGAACACAGAGGAGUCAUGGCAUUGUGGUAG
Eruca vesicaria subsp. sativa (arugula) is the source of this 207-nucleotide messenger RNA. Lineage: Eukaryota; Viridiplantae; Streptophyta; Magnoliopsida; Brassicales; Brassicaceae. The record is from the annotation of a GenBank genome assembly.